This is a messenger RNA of Hyaena hyaena (striped hyena), 569 nucleotides long. It is a transcript of the gene RPL23, whose product is annotated as ribosomal protein L23. The transcript has 5 exons. The record is from RefSeq and is a predicted model, not a curated record. The coding region runs from base 90 to 512 and encodes 140 amino acids. Gene Ontology annotation, molecular function: structural constituent of ribosome; large ribosomal subunit rRNA binding. Gene Ontology annotation, cellular component: ribosome; cytosolic large ribosomal subunit. Lineage: Eukaryota; Metazoa; Chordata; Mammalia; Carnivora; Hyaenidae. Gene Ontology annotation, biological process: translation.
GGGACACGUGACGAGUUGGGCGGGGCGUCAAAGUUCAUAUCCCAGGGUCCUUUGCACCUACUCCUUUUCCGACUCCUUGCUAAGCCAAGAUGUCGAAGCGAGGACGUGGUGGGUCCUCCGGUGCGAAGUUCCGGAUUUCCCUGGGUCUUCCGGUCGGAGCCGUGAUCAACUGUGCUGACAACACGGGAGCCAAAAAUCUGUAUAUCAUCUCUGUGAAGGGGAUUAAAGGAAGACUGAACAGACUUCCUGCUGCUGGCGUGGGUGACAUGGUGAUGGCCACAGUGAAGAAAGGCAAACCAGAGCUCAGAAAGAAGGUACAUCCAGCGGUGGUAAUUCGACAACGAAAGUCAUAUCGGAGAAAAGAUGGCGUGUUUCUCUAUUUUGAAGAUAAUGCGGGGGUCAUAGUAAACAAUAAAGGUGAAAUGAAAGGUUCUGCUAUCACAGGACCAGUUGCAAAGGAGUGUGCAGACUUGUGGCCCAGGAUUGCAUCCAAUGCUGGCAGCAUUGCGUGAUUCUUUGGUUUAUCUGUUUUAAAAAAAAAAAAAAAAGUAAAAAUUAUUUGCACCCUG